Molecule: messenger RNA, 285 nt
Organism: Malassezia restricta
Lineage: Eukaryota; Fungi; Basidiomycota; Malasseziomycetes; Malasseziales; Malasseziaceae
Product: U6 snRNA-associated Sm-like protein LSm3
Exons: 3
Coding region: 1-285 (94 amino acids)
Biological process (GO): P-body assembly; mRNA splicing, via spliceosome
Cellular component (GO): U6 snRNP; U4/U6 x U5 tri-snRNP complex; Lsm1-7-Pat1 complex
Molecular function (GO): RNA binding
Source: RefSeq, a predicted model, not a curated record
AUGGCGGAUAUCGGAGCGGGGAUCCAUGAGCCAUUUGAUUUGAUCCGUUUCUCAUUGAGCGAGCCUGUUCUUGUGAAGCUGCGUGGGGAUCGAGAAAUGCGUGGCAUUCUGCACGCAUACGACGGACAUAUGAAUUUGAUGCUGGGCGACGUGGAAGAGACGAUUUACGAGGUGCAUGUGGAAGAAGACACAGGUGCUGAGACGGUGAAGGCCAUCAAGCGCAACUCGGACAUGAUGUUUGUGCGUGGUGACGGCGUCAUUCUGGUCUCUCCACCCAAGAUGUAG